Messenger RNA from Pungitius pungitius (ninespine stickleback), 12160 nucleotides. RefSeq lists its product as uncharacterized. Gene Ontology annotation, molecular function: zinc ion binding. Bases 159 to 845 code for a protein of 228 amino acids. The record is from RefSeq and is a predicted model, not a curated record. The transcript has 5 exons. Lineage: Eukaryota; Metazoa; Chordata; Actinopteri; Perciformes; Gasterosteidae.
CCUGAGCAAACAAAAACACCAGGCGCUAAGCUGACAGUACAUGCAGUGGCAUAUAGUCUCUAAAAGUCCACUUAAGUCUUGCGAGGAGUACUCACAGGAAGGGAGGGAGAGACGGCCGCUUUGUGGAAGAACUGAGAAGGAACACAAAGUGAAAAAAUAUGGGCAGUGAGCACCAGCAACCAGCCUCGGCACACUCAUGCAGAGGUUUACCCAUCGAGACGACGGAGUGCUUCAUAUGCAGGGAGGCUGAACUUCUAGCCCGUGACCCGCUGAGGCAUUUCUGCGACUGCAAGAAUUUACUUGCCCAUCACGUGUGUCUGUCCACGUGGAUCCAGAAGGGAUGUGAGAGCGGGGACAGGCUGCGCUGCAUUAUCUGCAAAGCCAAGUACGAGCUGCAGAGGACCUCUCCAUGGCGCUCGGUGAGCUUCCAGUGCCAGACGUGGCUGAUGCUGAUCACCGGCUUGGCUUUAAUGGGUCUGGUACCUUAUGUAGUUCACUGCAUGAUGACUGCCUUCACCAGGCCUCCUCCGCCCACCACCUUCAAAGUGGCAGCAGCUGCUUAUGGUCUGCUGGCAGAGAUCCUGCUGAUCAAGUGUCUGUGCAGCUACCUCAGCGGCUGUUACCGGCGGGCGGCGCAAAACUCUUUCACCAUCCGGGCCAGAGGCCCCGAGGAGCACAGGACGAGUCAGGGCUGCUGCAAUCGGUCCGAGGCCUCAGCAGAGGCAGGCCAUGCUUCAUCAGAGCGGAGCGUGGACGAAAGCAAAGAGGGGACGUCUCAGCAUCUUCUGGACCAGCAACGGGAGGUUACGGAAAGCGGGUUGAGAGUAAAUCCUGUGGACCCAUGAAAGAGUGGCGUCGCUUCAGCACGGCAGUCAUGAGAUCUAACACUUUAAAACCUACUUUAGAGGCAAACACAUUCACAUUCCGUCGGUAUGUUUUUCACUUAUUGCAAAUUGACCAAAAAGAAGCUAAUGCAUGCAGCUUGCUCGAGUGUGCUUGAGGGAAAAGGGAAGCAAAUAAAGCCUGGAAUCGCUCUCUUUCCUUAAUGAUGUCCACACAGAGACAAUGGGGCGCCGCUCUGAUUAGUGUCACCUGUCCUUGUGCAUCUCAUCAGCUCCGUAAUGGCUCCAUCUCGCAUGCUUCUUCAGCUAAUUGAAUGGCCUGUGAAGUGGUUUACGAGGACGGGGCGAGAGCAACGUCUGUCCAGCUGCUACUUCAGAAAUGAGAGAAGCUUCCCAGCGAAAGAUUACUGUAGUCCUUAAAACAUAAACCAUUACCGUGGAGAUGGAAGACAAGUGGCACUCCUGUUGUAUAAGCUUCUUUUUGUCUAUAUAUCCCGAUAAUUAAUAAAAGCUUUUAUUUAGCAUAUACAAUAUAUUUUUCAUGUGGGGACAGUAACAACAUUCCAGUGGCACACAAACUCAAGUGGGACAGUCAGCUUGAGCGGAUGGAGCGACACACGCCGCCGACACGUCGGGCCGAAGUCGAGCCCCAUAAGAUGGAACAUAAAGGGCUCUCCAUCUUCAAUUUGCAGCCAUGUGGCAUGUACAAUGCCACAUGGCUGCUGUCUGCAGACCGCAAUGUUAUUCCCCUUUGGCUGUGUUAGUGACGCCAGGGAAACGGGUCUGCACAGCAGUUUGUAUUUAGUGUAUAAUAAUGAUAAUAAUCUAUGAUGUGAGAGACUGUUUUACAUCAAUGACAAGAACGGUCAUCCCCUUUAUUAAAAGUUCCGUGAGGAGGAGACGUGUAAGAGAAAAAUGGAGAAUUUUCCCAAACACUCAAAUAUAUCAAAAGAAACAACAACUGCCUUUAGCAGUGUUGACAUUGAACAGAGAAGAAGGAGACCACGAAGUUAAAUACAGUAUUGUUAUGACAACGGGGUAGAUGAGACCAGCACAGGGAAGCUCACAUGCACUAAUGGUGGUGGGAGGGGGUGAAGAAUACUCUGUCAGUAACGGAGCGUUCUUUGCUAAUGAGCUAAAUGUUUGUUACAGUAGGUUUGACUCUGUGGGGCCAGUGUGGGACUGUGACAAGCCAGAAAAAGGCCACUGGCCAAGACGGACUACAGGCACAUGUCCUUAAAGAGCCAAUUAAAAAGAGUCUUUACAAGGUUAUUCCAGUACUUGUUAAAAAGACGCACAGUGCCUAAAUCAGGGGAUCAUUAUGUCUGUGCCCAUAAAGCCAAAAGCGUGUGUACCACAUGACCAGCUCUGCCCAAAGAGAGCGUUCUAACUUCCUCCGUAGUACAGUGAUAUUCUAGAUACAUUACAUUUGUGGACUUUGUUCAGAUUUUGCCUCUAUGAGGACCACAGAGAGUCUCCAUCCGUGUAACAAUGUCUGUUUGUACAGGUACUCCUGAAGGAUGUAUUCUCUGCACACAAAUGGAUUCAAGAUCAAAGAGCUGAGUUUGUCAUUAGACUGCAGAUUACAUUACAUGUCAUUUAGCUGACGCUUUUAUCCAAAGCGACUUACAUUGCAUUAUAACCCACGCGGUACAUUUGGCCUGGGGAGCAUUUGGGGGUUGGGAGUCUUGCUCAGGGACACUUUGACAUGGGGCAGCGAGAUUCAAACCACCAACCUUGCGGUUCCCAGCGCACCACACUACUCCACGCGCCACCAUCGCAGAUGUGAUCAUUUGGGCCAUUGAACGUUUCAGAUGUCUUUGCACACCUGUGGACUUCCACUUUCACGGAAAAUACAAAGUUUAUUUUGAAGAAAUAAGAAAACCCUGAUUGAAAACGUUUUAACAUUCCACUUGACUUGUGUCACCUGAUGAACGAGCCAGCAGGCCUAGUAUUGUUGCGUUAUGAUUGAGAAGCGGAGUGAGCUGUGAACCCUCCGGGAGCUCAGAGAAAGCCUUCAUUUUCUGACAGUGCUUUAUUUUCCCAAGCAACCAAACAUCCCUUUUUAAAGGGCCUUAUAUUCCAAGUGCAAUCAGCAUUUUAAACAUUGCUCCUAGAUGUUCUUGUUGUUUUGGUACGCCACAUACAGUUUUACACUCUCAGUAAACUUGUACUCUUAAGUAAGUCAGAGGCCAUCGAUGUAACUGUUGUGUAUUACUGCCAGCUCCUAACCCACCGUACCUCAUACAGGUCACAGAUAGACUGGUAUUUUUUUUGAAGAAUCUCAAUAUCUUUGUGCUUUGGGUCUUCAGUAGUGGAUUAAUGUGCUUUGGGUGUUCUUAUUGAAUACAUGGGGCAUCAGGACAGUGUAUGAGGGAUUGAGUGAUUAUAACCUGCAGUGUGUUGUUGUGGUAAUGAAGGAACAGUGGGGCUCUUUGUGUUUUACUAGAAUCCACAUCCACUGGAACAGUGGAUACAUGAGGCUCUGGAUAAACACACAGUACUGUUUAGGCCGUUUCGUGGGUUUGUUGACAAUAAGAAAAGGACAGCAGGCUUGCUAAAGGACACAUAUUCAUACUUUUGGAGAUCCGUCUUGUCACUUUUACCCCCUUCAUUACAGGUGGAGGCCUUAGAUCUCUCCCUGAGCCAGUUGUACAUUGGAGUGCAAACACAACGUCAUCCAAACCUUUUGGUUUAUGUUCUUUCUGUUAUUGAGUUGUUGUGUACAAACCUGUGCAAAGUUAACGCUGAUGAUGUCAUCUAAACUACCCCGAUGGCAUCAUCUGAGUUCUUAGAAAACAAACAAACAAUCCUCUAUAAAAAUGUUAUAGGACAUGUAUACCAUCAACAACUGAAUGCUGUGUUACUUUCAACUUUCAGUUGAACUAUUAUAUUACAUUAAAAAAAAUCUCAGUAUGGAAAACUUGAGUGUGCCUCUCUGAUGUUUGCACUGAAUCCUCUUCUAUCUGUGUUUGGUCAAGCAAAGAUGCAUAAGAUAUUUUCCAGAUCUGCAAAAGAGAAGAGAAAAAAAUUAUUUUAUUUUGAUUGGAUAAACAUUGCCAGCUGUGAAGCAGGGCUGUAACGCUGGUACCUCUCCUGCCAGGCAGGAGCUGGUGCCUGAGGCACAGCUAAUGUGAAAAGAUCCUCCCCACUCUGCCGCGCUCCGCUAGCAGCAUCCCGCUCAGUCCCUCUCCGUUCCACCUCUCGGCCACAGCCAAGUGACUCUCAGCUGUGCGCCUCCUCGGCCUCGCCCUUCCGUAGACACAACAGAGGAGGUGCAGCAGUAGCUCACACUCCUGUAUCUGCUUAAUGGCGCCACAACAGGCCGUCAGAGGCUUCCCAGUGUCCCCGUGCCUGUGUGGUUCCGGGGGGCUUAAUGUGGGGCCAGAUGGACACUUUCAUGAGUGUAUGAGUGUGGAUUAUUGUGCCAUCUACAUCUGGGGCUCCACAUGGUACAACAGACUGCGGUAAGAAAGGCAGGUGGGCACGUGGGAUGAGCAUCCCCUCCGGGGGGGCUGUCUUGCUUCGAUCCCCCACCGACAGGCCAUCGCCCGCGAAAUGUCGGACCGAAAGGUUGUCCUCAACUUCCUGUCAGGCGGCAGGUGUCCGUCGGGACUACAGCGCUCUUGUCCAAAACAUUUAUUUUUCUAGUAUGCACACCUUUUAGCCACAAUAUUCAGUAAAGUGUCCGCCUCGAAAACACUUGGUAAUGUGGACGGGAGGAGCCGGGGAUGAUUAAUGGCCUUCCUACGGGCUCCAGCUGCCCAGGCCACUGCCAUCAACACAUUAGCACAUAACGAUCUGAUUCAUAGCUGUCGGGCCUCGUCAGUGGGUCAAGCAAGCAGAUCAGAUGUCAACGCAGCGGGCAGACAAUGGGAAGUACUACUGUGUGGCACGGGAAAACUAAUUGUUAAGUCAAGCAAGAGACAUCCCAUCCACGGGAGUUUUAAUAAUUGAUAAAUCUUUUAAGGCAGUAAUGAUUUUCGCAGCCACUUCGGGGGAUGCAACAAGCUGUAAACGCAACAUCGGCAGAACUUUGUGCAAUUGAUAAGGAGAACUUUUCAGUUGCUGCAAACUCACCCUCAUGUUUUUUGCCAUGUCCAUGUACAUAAAGGUUCAAUAUUCGCUCGGCUUUUAUCUCGUUCCAGAACGUUCUUUAGCUCUUUCUUUAAUGACUCACUAUGUCCAAAAGCAGUUGGCGAUAUUUUCUACAUGUGCUGGUUGGUGCUGCGCAGGUAUUGAAGAUGAUUCAUUAGAGCUCUUUCUGCUGAACGCAGCUGGCUGCUGUUACUGGGAACGAGGUCGAUGGGAGCAGAGAACAUAGGCCAAACUGAAAAGGGCUGGACCAGUUAACCAAAACAUUGAGCUGAAAGAUAUUUCAUUGUGGGUUCAAUGUUGGUACAAUUAAAAACACUAAACACUGAACUGCUUUUCGACGACAUGCAUUAAAACCGCCCUUUUUUAAUGUGAACUGGCAGCAUUAAAGAGGUUCAGUUUGCAAUAGCAGUAAUUUAGCUUUAGCUUUAAUACAGUAAAUCAUUUCCUGUGAAUCCUUUGUGCUUUGGUAGGAAUACUAUUCCUGUUCACUGGUUACCAGUGAAAGACACACCUCCUCAGACUACACCUCGACUAAAAACACUAACAAAUUGUAGCACUUAAAUUGUACUCUUUUCUAUAACAAGUUGUAAAUUGGCUUCUUCUGGGUUUGUAUCCUUUUGGUUGAAAUGCACGUCGCAUUGGAUAAAAGCGUCAGCUAAAUGACAUGUAAUGUAAUAUAAGGCAUAAGAAUGGUGGACUCUGCCACUAACAAUAAAAACUCAAGUUAGUCACGUGACUAGCAGCACUAACAACUCAUAUGAUCAAAUGCCAAAGUACACUUUUAGUGUGGCAUGGCUCAGGGACAGCAGCCUGGACCUUUUCAUCUUAAGUCCCACCACACUAUCUCACUCUGUAUUCAGUACCAAGGACCAGGGGGAGUUCAGAUGGCAUGGCACAUGUGUUUGUCCAGCACAUUUCCACAACAAUGUAAUUCUAUGUGCCUCACGUAAAACUAUAAUACAAUCAAAACAUCGUCUGAAACCAUUCAAGUAAAAACAGACUAAAUAAAAGUUGCAAUGCGGAUUUUGAAAUUAACAGUAAAAAACAUCCUUGAAUCUUUAAUUAAAGGCAGCAGCAAACACAAAAGUAUUCAGUGUCAGUUAGUAGACUUGUUUGACGGGUUGGGAGUGAGACCGGGUUGCUUAUUUCUCAUUAUAAAUAGACUGAAAAAUGUCAAAAUCAAAUAAUAUUUUAUUAGAGCUUUGAGUGUUUAUCAGGUGCACAUUUCCUUAGGCUGGCAAACACUUGAUUUAAAGGCACGGCGAGCAGAAACAAAAUCCUCUGUGUGUGUGUGUGUGUGUGUGUGUGUAGAAGCAAAUUGGAAUCACAAAAUCAUUUCUUCCCGAAAUUCAAAUUUGCAUUGAGCCUGCUCCCAAAAGUCAACCUGUUAAUGCACCCUGCUCAUAUCACAUUGAACUCAAGCCAAGGCCUAUGUGAAAUCAGAGCUCAUUAGCCGAGUCCACCUCAUAAUGAGCGGCCGGAUCCAUCAGGAGGGAUAAAUGUCCCGCUCUGCGCUGACUGAGAUCCAGUCGAACAUGCCCGCAGUGCUUCAGACCACAUGCGCACCACAUAUUCUCUUUGAAGCACCAAUACGCAGAUUUGAAUCUGAGUGUCUCAGUGCCAAACCUCCUGGGCUGUGAGUGACGGGGGCUCGGCUCUAGAGUUGGCUACCUGUUGAGGAGGAUUAAAGGAAAUACAGAUGGUGUUUACGUAUUAAACAAAUUCAGGCAAUCUCUUAGUCGAUGAUCACAGAAAAAAGGCUUUCGUCAAGAGAGGUCGCAGUUCAAAGGGGAAGAUGGCAGAUUGAUUCAUUGCGUCUUUACCUUUUCAUGAAUUGUCACAGUUUUGAGUGUUCCACACGCCAUCUUCCCUGGCCGCAGAUAGGAGGACAUAAAUGAUGUCUUUUUUUCCCCCCCAGCCGGUGAUAGAAUCAGACACGACCCUGAGAUCACCUCCGGAGGACGGAGGCUGCUGAGUGUCCGGCGCCGCGUACUCGGGCCGUCAGCGCAGCACGCGGCCCGCUCCGAUCCGCCGCGUGUCGGCCCGAAUAAAUUAAAUGAAUUACCAGCUGCCUUGUGCGAGCUCACCGGAUGCAGGGUGGCAUUAGCACGCCAUUAGAGCGAUGAUAAGGAUAUCUGCAUGGCCUUGUGUUAAAGGAAUUACACAUAGCAUCCAGGGACUUUAAGGGGCCUGACAGUUUUGCGCACACUGGCAAGUUAAUGUGACACGAGAAUGUGUGCGGCUAGGAUGCUGCUCGGCCGGAUUUGGGGCUGGGCGGGGGGGGGGCACUGAGCAUUCGGCUUGCUGAGAAGUCACACAAGGAAAAAGAAGAAGAGGAGCAUGGAGUGUUAUUGUGAUGAAAAUGGGCACAGUGUGGUGCUCAAAUAAUGCAUUAAUACGUCCUCUUUGUUGUGCGGAUGAAAUCACAUUAACACUAAAUGACGUCCUCCAAGGCUUUUUAAAGCGAUACGACAUCGAACCCCGACUUUGCAGGAAGUGCUCACUGCCCUGUGCAGCUGCUUUUCUCUCAAGCUUGGAUAAGCACAGAUGAAUAGAAAGGCUGCUUUGGAAUCCCGGCCAUUAUACUGGCUGAGAACAUUUACAUAAUAUUAUGUAUAUUGUAUUCCAAAUGUAGCCUUUAAGCUUAAACCCAAGACACGUGGCGAGGUGUCCGAUAACUUUGCCUUGUACCUCUAAUCUGAUGCCGGGCGGAGCAGACGGAUCGGCCCGGACUUCGGCGGGUUGAUUUAUGAUUGAGGACACGUUAAUAAAAAUAUCAAAACAAUCUGAGCUCUGGCGGGGGAGAUACCGGUCCGCUAGGUACAUCAUGGCCGACAGGCCCGUGCAGGGGAAUCGCCCCGCUCUGUGGUAUUAUGCUCCCAUGGAUGCCCUAGCUCCUGAAUAGAAGACGCAGCUGUUGUUUGCUUUUUUUGGGGGUGGAGGGGAAGCACUACUCGCACAAGGUGACAUUUGCAUCUGCUCAACCCUGGCCCGACAGGUUUUGCCUCCCUUCAAAUACCACGCCAAGUUGAAGUUGAGCGUGUUUCGCCCGCCCUUUAAGUAGAGCCUCGCGUGCGACCACAUUAUACGCAGCAGUCCAGGAAAUGUGCUCUUCCUAAAGGAUGCAUGCGGCAGCUCACCGGAGAGACACACUCCAAAUGGUUCAUUAAAUGCCUUGAAUGACUGGGUGAAAAUAUAUAGCGCUGUGUUCACUUCUCACACCCAUUUUUCCUUUUUUUCCCCCCAUUUUCCUUCUCUCCCCUAUCGCCUUUGAUGGAUUUAUAUCGAGUACGGGCGUGGACGCGGAGUAAUUUAGUGCGUGUUAAAAGCCGUAGCAGGGAUGCAGCCUGUAAUGCUCACUCAAUUCCACUUCCAAUAUCGCUGCUCCUGAGAUAUCUCAGUGAUUUUCUGUCUCCGCGGCUCGCCGAAGACAAAAUCAUCACAAAGCACUCGGGUCAAAAGAGAGAAUGAUCUCAAACUUGGGAUCCACUCCAAACAUACCCUGACGCCGUUGUCAGGGAGCACGCGGUGUGCCGGCGUUGUCAGAGUGUUACAUUGAUGCAGCAUCAAGUCUCGAGGUGUUCUGUGAAAAAGUCCUUUAGGUCUCCAAAGGCGUUUGAAAGGGAUUCAACCCAAAUGCAGUAAUCCUUCACUUUUUGGAACGUGCCACUUCCAAAAAGUGGCAAAAGUGAAGUUGUUCUUUUUUUCAGCAAGCCAACACCGUUGGACAUCAGAAGUACCCAACCACAGGAGAGCAGGACACUUGCCAUAAAAGGACGUGUUUAGCACAGAGAUCUGUCGUGAAAUUGAUCUGUCGGAAUGACACAACCACACAUGUGUUUGUGCGUCACUUGUCACGGCUCCACCGUGACACCAGCUCUGCUCCCGGUUGUUCUCUGUGUGGGUGUGUGUGGUGUGUGGUGUGUGGUUGGGGCGUGGCUGUAAUCGGCUGGCAUCUGGCCUCCUCACCUGUGGAUCUUUAGUACCCGGCUUCCAGUGGUCUCGUCGCCAGAUGGGUUCUUCACCAGUGGUAGAUAUACUCUCUGCUCCUGUGAGUAUGGAAAUCAGUUCGUUGGUGCGUUGCUAACGCUGAACCUGUGUGUGUGUUUUUUCACUUCCAACCCAGUGGAUCUCCAGGCAACAUUGCCGCCUCGCCACUGCAGACCAGACAGGACAAAGAAAACGUUCCACCUAUCCUGCAAUCUCUGUGUCUCCAUCUGGGUCCCGAAUGAACCGCCCCUAACAUCACUGCUGGUCUGUUUCCAUGUUUCCAUACAGGACUUAAUGACUACAGGCCUGCUGCCCUGACCUCUGUGGUCAUGAAUCCUUUGAGGUCCUGUCCCACCUAAAAACCUUUACGGACCCCCUGCAGUUUGCCUACAGAGCCAACGGGUCAGUAGAGGAUGCGGUCAACAUGGCCCUCCAUUUCUUCCUCCAGCAUCUGGACUCCUCGGGAACCUACGCCAGGAUCCUGUGUGUGGACUUCUGCCCGUUAUCCCAUUGCGUUGGGUUGUGAGUGCAGUGGAAGCGUCGCUGACCUGUGGCCGAACGCUUCCUGUGGCCACACCAAUGGAGGAUUGGAGCAGCGGCAGGUUUGCUACGCAGCCGGCGUAUGCAUAGUGUCAUUAAAAAUAAACCAAUCCAGUUUCUUCUGAGCCCACUCACUAUGCACAUUGGUGCUUUGUAAGGUUGCUUAGAUUGGUGAUUUGUUUGACAUCAGCUGACCUCAUUGGCUUUUUCCACGAUUGGCCCCUGUAACAUGUUUCACCUCCAGCUCCCAUGAAAACCACCAGUUGUCAUUUAGCUUUGGCAACGCCGCCUCUAUUGAUUUUAAACAAGGCCGUAGUUUUCAAUCACUGUUCCCUAACAGUGCAGAAUAACAUUCCUUCAGGAUUCAUUUCGCCCAGUGAGAGCUGUGGCACCGCGACACCGCCAACCUGAGACUACCAAGUACCAAUGUCAAUGUCAAGAGGGGGGGCAAGCAGCUCAUUUCCUCCAGGAACGCACUAACAAAGCAGUCAAUUCAACCAUUAAUUAAAAGAAAUCACAAUUCAGUGAACACUUCAAAUGAAUCUUUUGAGAUUUGCUCUCGCAUUCUGCGUUCCUUUUGUCUGGUGGAAGGGAUCGCAGCUCGCGAGCCGUGUCGUUUGUCUCUGCACGCCGCUAACGGCGUCCAGCUCCGUUAGCAGAGCGUGUCGCUAACGCUGGCAGUUCUAGCAGUUUGACUCCAAAGGGAUCCAUCCGGUGAGCGCGUGAAUACACUCGUCGUAGCAUUAGCACCAACACAGCCGGUGGCCAGGGCUAGAAGCGUCAUCCGAGAGACAUAUUUUCAAUAUUAAUCAGACUUUAUUUGUGUAUCACAUGACAGGCAUCUUGUUUUACCGCCGUCCCUCCACUCCGGCCUCUCCGAGCUGUUGGUCCGCUCAGUCACUGGGGCCCGGGUUAUAAAUACUCCAAGCCUGGCGUCACCACAGCAGGGAGCUACUUGGAGGGUGAUAAGGUGCUAAUUAGCGACUGUUAGCAGAGGUAGAAAAAAAGAAAGCGCAGAAUGAAGCACACGUGUCCCGCCGCUGUUCCUUUCUCUUCUGAGCGCAGACAGCGAGACUUGAGAGAUGUCCCUUAUUAACACUGUGUACAAGGCGCUUUUUUUCCUCCUUUCUUUUUUUCCCCUUGUCUUCCUUCCAGGCAAGCCAGGUCUGACAAAUUAAUGCUGCUGCGGAGUCAUUAGAUUAAGAUAAGAACUUAUCUUUUACUCCGAGACAGACUUUUAUCUAUUGUAUUUUUCUUCUUUCCCAUCUCUUUCGCCUCCCCCUCCUCCCGACACACACAUUCAAUGUGAGAUUGUUAAAGUAAUUGGGAUGUUAUGUGACCAGAAAGGCCAGAUAAGUUUUUAACCCUGCCACGGGAUUAACCUUUCAUGUCCAAGGCAGGUUACGAAAGGUGAAGCAGGAGACAUGUUAGGACUCAUUUAAAGGAGUCUUCAUGUAUCAUGUUGGAGGAAGGCAUGUUUUUGGUGCAGGUACAUGUGCCAGGAGGUCUAGAAAGGACUCCCGUGUGCUGUCAGGGCUUAUUAAAGCAUAAGAAGUGUUCUUUUAGGGUCGCUGAGCAAGAGCGGUGUGGUGUCUCGGUCUCCGAGUACAUACUUUAGAGACGUUCAACCGGGUUUCAUCACACAUCUAUAUAUACUUUUUAAAGUUAAUCACAGUCGCGCUCUGUUGGGUUUCAAAGCCGAAAGAAGAAGGCGGGGGGGAGAUGAAUCUCUUUCAUGAUACAAUCCACAGCAGGAUAAUUAGGGAAGUAGCGCUCCGAACAUCAAAUCAACACUCGCCAUCAGAGGCUUUGUCUUUGUCUACAAGCUGCGCAUGCAUUCGACCCGAUCUCUGAUGCUCCUGUACACCUUCUGCGUUACUAAUAUCCACGAGAACUACCAGAGCCCCGAGCAGCGUGAUUAGAGCAUUGGGCUUUAUUAUUCUUCAAAGCAGAACUUAUGAAAAACACCUGAAAUAAAUGAGUCGGGCUCUUAUGGCAGCAGCUAGUGCAUAUCUAUCAUCCCCGAGUUUAUGAUCCUUUGUUUUAAAGGUCAUUGCACCACCGCGUUGAUAUGUAGACGUUUCUUUGAAGCACUAAUUGUGUCUACAUUCUUGACCACUUUGUCAGACAACUCCACACUAGAGCAGCGCAAUCAGAGGAGUGCAAGACGCUUGUUUACUGCGAUCAGGAUAACAAGGACGAGUCUGUGGGAUAACGAAGGUCGAAAACACUAUAUUUUCCAUUUUAAUGGUGUUUUAAGCGUGGAAGCUGGGGGAGAGGGAGCCCACGGAAUGUAACUAAAGGAUCGGAUUCAGCGUGAUCCAAAUGGCAAGGGGAGCUGUUGGGCACGAUGACGUUCCUUUGAUGUGAGCUAUAACUAGCUUUAAGCUGGGAGCGGGCGCGUCCUCACUGAUGUGUGUACCCCACUUAGACGAGGGCCACGUUGUCGCGUGAGCCAACUGUACCUUUAAUUUGAAAUUCUCUAAUGUCUCAGAUGGGACGGCAUUAAAGGCCGCGGGUCGUUAGUGCAUUGUGGUGUUUGCCCACAACUGCGUGUCAUCUCUUGGAUAUUUGUCAUAUUCAUCAAUGGCCUGCAUAAUGGGAUGAGAUAUUAUUUACAUAUCGGAUCAAAAUUGCCAGAGGAGGGCAUUAAUUAUUGAAAAACUGACGGAAUCAAAAGAGCAGCGUCC